Molecule: messenger RNA, 589 nt
Organism: Drosophila navojoa
Lineage: Eukaryota; Metazoa; Arthropoda; Insecta; Diptera; Drosophilidae
Gene: Archease
Product: protein archease
Biological process (GO): tRNA splicing, via endonucleolytic cleavage and ligation
Cellular component (GO): tRNA-splicing ligase complex
Source: RefSeq, a predicted model, not a curated record
CAUUUUAAUUGGCCAAUUUCGCGAAAUACAAACGUGCAGACAAAACUGAAUUUGAAAAUGGAGGUGGAAUUUCGCAAGGACAACUUUUUGCUGCCCGAAACAAAAUAUGAAUAUUUGGAUCACACAGCUGAUGUGCAGUUGCACGGCUGGGGCGCCACGUUGAAAGAGGCGUUCGAGCAAUGCGGCGUCGCAAUGUUUGGCUACAUGACGGAUCUUUCCUAUGUGACUGUAAAAAACUGUUACGAGAUCGAGGCGAAGGGCGACGAUAUUGAAGGUCUGCUCUUUCAUUUUUUGGACGAGCUGCUGUUUCUUUUUUCAGCGGAGCCGUAUUUGGUAUGCAAGAAACUGGAAAUCACGAAAUUCGAUUUGGACAACUUCGAAAUCGUAUGUCGCUGCUAUGGCGAACCCUUCGAGCUAGGCAGGCAUCCACAGGGCACCGAAGUAAAGGCGAUCACUUACUCGGCGAUGCAAGUUGUGCAGGACGCGGUGAAGGGUCUUUACGAAGUGUUCGUCAUAAUUGAUAUUUGAGUAUUAAAUGUGUUUGACUUUGUUGCUGUGAAGUUAACCGAACGCAAUUCGAAUUUGUGCA